GACACUGAGCAUCAUCAACUCUCCCCUGCAGCCGCUCGCAGUCGCUGCAUCCGAGUAGACAGACAGACAGACAGACAGAGGGAAUCAGGCAACAGACAAGACAAGUAAAGGAGAGUAGAAAUAGAGCUGUCGUUCUCUGUUUUGUUUUAUUCUUUUUAACUGUGCAACCAUUUUUAGGUCUAGAGGAGCUGAAAAAGCCAUAAGUUUGUGCUAUAUGUGUCGCGCAGUUGAGGAAAGAUUCAGUGAGAUGCAGAAGUAAAGGGCAUCUUGUCUCUGGCUCCAGUCCACCCCAGAGCUUUUUUUCUCUUCAGGAUCAGCUCUCAUUGCUCGCAGCCUGAGGAGGAGAGGAGAUGCUGAACAACAUGACGGACGGCGAGGAGGGAGAGGGGGGACCCAACAGUCAGGGUGAUGGGAAUCCCAAAGAGAGCAGUCCUUUCAUCAACAGCAGCGCAGCCACUGAUGCGGAAAAGAGCCAGCAGUACGAUGGCAAGAACAUGGCUCUGUUUGAGGAGGAGAUGGACACCAGUCCAAUGGUCUCCUCUCUGCUCAGCACUCUGGCCAACUACUCCAACCUGCCAACUGGCAGCAAAGAGCACGAAGAGGCCGAGAAUAACGAGGAGGGAGCACGUCCAUCUAAAAAACCUGUCAAGGCUCCCCAGUUGGGCACUCUGAUGGGAGUGUACUUGCCGUGCAUCCAGAAUAUUUUCGGCGUGAUCCUCUUCCUGCGGAUGACGUGGAUGGUGGGGAUUGGCGGCGUCUUCGGCUCAUUCAUAAUUGUCUUCAUGUGUUGUUCCACGACCAUGCUCACAGCCAUAUCCAUGAGUGCCAUUGCAACAAAUGGAGUCGUACCAGCUGGAGGUUCGUACUACAUGAUCUCUCGCUCUCUGGGGCCCGAGUUUGGCGGCGCCGUUGGGAUCUGCUUCUACCUGGGCACCACAUUCGCAGGCGCCAUGUACAUUCUUGGUUGCAUUGAAAUUUUGCUGAUUUAUAUUGUUCCUCAGGCAGCCAUCUUUAAGAUUGAGGGCCUGGAGGGGGCAGAAGCAGAAGCCGCUCUGCUCAACAACAUGCGUGUUUACGGCACCAUCGUGCUGAGCUUCAUGGCGCUGGUGGUGUUUGUGGGGGUCAAAUACGUCAACAAGCUGGCGCUGGUCUUCCUUGCCUGCGUCAUCCUCUCUAUUCUGGCUGUUUACGCCGGCGUCAUCAAGACUGCAAUCGACCCCCCUGUCUUCCCCGUCUGCCUCCUGGGGAAUCGAACUCUCAUGUCUAAAGGAUACGACGUGUGCGCAAAGGUGAUUGAAAUAGACAACGACACCAUCACCACCAAGCUGUGGAGAUCCUUCUGUGAUUCCGAGUACCUUAAUGCCACAUGUGACGAAUACUUCACCAACAACAAUGUGACGGAGAUACAGGGAAUCCCAGGGGUCACCAGCGGCAUCCUGGCAGAAAACCUCUUUGGGAACUAUCUGGAAAAAGGGAUGAUCCUGGAGAAGCGUGGACUUGCGUCUGAUUCGGAUCCAGACAGUCCCACAACAAACUCCAACCGCUUUGUCCUGGCAGACAUCACCAGCUUCUUCACUCUGCUGGUGGGGAUCUACUUCCCAUCUGUUACAGGUCAGCAGCAGAUAAGUUCAGUGAAGAGACGAGGGGGCUGCACAUCUGGCUGA
This is a messenger RNA of Amphiprion ocellaris (clown anemonefish), 1664 nucleotides long. RefSeq names its product solute carrier family 12 member 5b (gene slc12a5b). Gene Ontology annotation, molecular function: potassium:chloride symporter activity. Gene Ontology annotation, biological process: potassium ion homeostasis; chloride transmembrane transport; cell volume homeostasis. Lineage: Eukaryota; Metazoa; Chordata; Actinopteri; Pomacentridae. The record is from RefSeq and is a predicted model, not a curated record. The transcript is spliced from 10 exons. Gene Ontology annotation, cellular component: membrane. The coding region runs from base 351 to 1664 and encodes 437 amino acids.